Musa acuminata AAA Group (dessert banana) is the source of this 1492-nucleotide messenger RNA. RefSeq lists its product as uncharacterized. The transcript has 5 exons. The record is from RefSeq and is a predicted model, not a curated record. The coding region runs from base 93 to 737 and encodes 214 amino acids. Lineage: Eukaryota; Viridiplantae; Streptophyta; Magnoliopsida; Zingiberales; Musaceae.
UAUUAAGGUUCCCCUUCUCGUCAUCUUCUUCUCGAUCGAACAACUAGGGUUUUACGGGGUUCAAUUAGAUCUCGUCCGGUCUUGGGACGAGAAUGGCCAAGAAGAGGAGGAGUUCGCUUAGGCCGGUGAAGGCUUCGAAUGGAGCUCCACAGCAUCAAGCGAGCUCAGACUGCUUCGAAGGAGAGCGCCUCGACAAUCUUCUGUCGCAACUCGCCAAGAGUAUAGAGUUGACUAAACUAUCCAAAGGAGAGCUACCUGAAAAGAUAUGGAUCAAGCAACAAUUCUCUGUGGGGGUCAAUGAUGUAACGCGUGUGCUUGAGAGGAUGGUCGAAGCUGAGACGGGAUGCCAAUCUAACGAACAGCCAAAGAAUAGUAAAGCUCCUUUGGUACCACUCCAGGCGGUGAUAUUAGCAGCUGAUUGCAACCCACGGUGGUUGACAAAGCAUAUCCCAAGUUUGGCAUCUUCCACACAGGUUCCUAUGAUCCUUGUGAAGGAUAAUAAAAGAGGUUCUUUGAGACUGGGUGAACUGGUGAAGUUGAAGACAGCAAUGGCUAUUGGAAUAAAGGUCAACGUCCUUUUUCCCCAUACCUUGACUUGUUUAAGACUUAUGCUGAAUGCCUUAUUUUCCCUUCUCUUUCACCAUCUUACGUUUUUCCUAUCUUUUAUUGUGGAUUGCACUUUACAUACUAUGGUUAUUGCUUUCUUGUCUUGUCUAGGCCAAAGGAAGCAGAAUUAAUGAAACUGUUGAUGAAAUUCUCGGUGGUGCUACUUCAGCAGAAGAUACUCUUGAAAUGGCUCAGCAAAUUUGCACUUGAGUUUUAUGGAAAUCUUGCUAUUUGUUUGCACGAGGAAGCUUCAAUUUAUUGGUGUAGAGCUUGGUUAAAGAGCCUGAUGCGGCAGAGAUCUAGGAUGUCAUUAACUGCAGUGUUGUUCAUUUGCAAGGAUCUGGUUCAUCUGAUUUAGCUUCGGAGAAUUAACUUUUUCUGAGGUAAAAGACGCGAGGCUGCAGAUUUUUGGUGCUGAUGCACAAGUCAUCGAACAACAGUAAAUACAUCAACAGCUUAAGUACAUUUCUGUAGUUUCGUGUCUUUCAACUCUCAUCGUAUACGAGGCUAGUGAAGUUUUAGAAUUCUCCAAUUUAUUAAUUCUUUCCGCCAGCAAAGUUGGUCGCAUUUGAUAAAGUAUUUCUCACGUGGAAGGAAGAUAUGGAUUUGUAGUUAAGGAGGCAAUAUUGAUUUUGGCAAGACCAGGUGGAAUUUGUUUAACCUGGUCUUCUCUAGCUUUGCCUUUUCCUAGUAUUUGGUUCUCGGAUGUGCUGUGCUGUGCUGUGCCGUGCCGACUUGUAUAAAUGUUGGUUUAAAUUCAAGCAGUGGUUUCUUGCCCAAUAGCAUCAGGCAUUACCCGAUCAAUUUGUAUGGUUGAUAAGUUCUGGGCUUGAGUCCGUAUAAACAUGUAUUGUAUUCCGAUUAAUAUAAUAGAAGAUUAUAAUCA